AUGAAACUGGGUUACUAGGCUUAUUAAUUAAAUAUGGCGUCUCAACUUGAGUCUGGCCUCUCGGCCAGACAGUUUCGAGCCCUAUUUAAUUAUAUGCGGCAAGGUUUUGCCUAGCUAGAGAUGGACAGCAAUAUCAGGUAAGCAAUUCUGGCAGUGUACAGAGCCUGAUCCUAGUCCGUUCUCAGGUUAGGAUUUUACCUCGAGGGAAAAGGAGGCUUGGAGUUGGAAAGGGGAAGCCCAGCAGUGCCUACAGGUAAUUCCUAGGCCAUUCGGGCAAGUCCCUAGCGAGAAACCGGGAGUUUCGCCCCGGGCUACAAGUUUUCCUUUUUGCCGAAAGUCGGCCAGAAAUUCCAUUUUUUUGGAAUUCCUAGCAGGCAACCUUCGUUACAGAGAAAGUAGCUCAUUCAUGAGCCGUCGAAGCCGGAACAUCGCGCAGGAGGCGCACGUUGGAGAUCAAAGCUAGCUGUCCCAGCAACUAGUGGGGCCCCGAGCGACGAGAGCGUGGUGGUAGUCCUGGAAGAGCAACCCCGUAGGAGAAGUUAAACGUCAUGGUUAAUAAGUUAAGUUAAGGUUACUAGGCUUAUUAACAAGUUCAAAGUGAACAACUCUAUUCUUCUAGAAGAGCCAUCAGCCCCCCUAAUGAGUACCUCUAUCCCUGGGCCUAAAGCCAAAGAACUCCUCUGCACCCAAAGUACAUUUUCCCAAGAUUUUCGCACUGUAAUCCAUAAUCAGAUAAAAUUCAUCGUAGACCUCAGCAAGUCAAUAGGAAAUUACGCAGUCGACGUCGACGGAAAUAUUAUUCUUGACACUUACUGCCACAUAGCUUCCCUUCCUCUCGGCUACAAUCAUCCAGACAUGAUUUAUGUAAUUUUCAUUCAGAACAUUCAGUCAGGAGAGUACCAAAAAUACUUAGCCCAAAGACAGUCAGCAGACCUCCCAGACAUCCACUGGCCUAGAAUGGUCAGAGAUAUUUUAUUGCCAAUUGCCCCAAAAAAUCUUAAUGAAGUCAUCGUAAACUGUGGGUGCGGGUCGAAUUCCAAUGAAGAAGCCUAUAAGAUUGCCUUUAGUUAUUAUAUGAAAAACAAGCGAGGAGGCGCUCAGCCAAGUGAAAAAGAGAUUGAGCUGGCUAUGAAUAAUCAAGGAGAGCAAUUGACAAUCCUUUCUUUUGCCAGCGCAUUCCAUGGAAGGAAUUUGGCAUCACAGUCAACUACUCAUAGCAAGCCAAUUAACAAAAUAGGACAGCCAAGAUUGGACUGGCCUAAAGCUCCUUUUCCAGAAAUUAAGCACCCUUAUCAUUUAAAUGAAAGCCACAAUAUUAGAGAAGAGAAAAGAUGUCUGGCUGAGGUAGAAAAAGUAUUUAAAGCAGCUAAAAAUCCGAUUGCAGGAGUAAUUAUUGAGCCAAUUCUGGCAGAAGGAGGCGAUAAGUCAGCAUCUCCUAACUUUUAUAUAGGUGUACAAGAAAUUGCGCAUAAAUAUGGAGCUUUGUUUAUUGUUGAUGAAGUCCAGACUGGUGGAGGACCGACCGGAAGAUUUUGGGGCCAUGAACAUUGGGGUGGAAGAGCUGAUCCUGACAUCGUCACUUUUGCAAAGAAAUUGCAGGUUUCUGGACUAUUUUAUAAGCAACAUUUAAGACCUGGACGAGCUUAUGCAUUAUACAACUCAACCAGAGGAGACCCAGUCAGAUUGCUCAAUUUAAGAAAAAUUAGAGAAGUCAUGGACAAUGAUAAUUUGUUAAGACAAACAGAACGCACUGGAAUGCUACUAAAGAACUCCCUUUCAGCUUUGUCUCAAAAGUACCCAAUUUCUAAUAUUAGAGGCUAUGGGACCUUUUUAGCUUACGAUUUCAUAUCUCCUGAAUGGGCGAAUGCAUUUGUAAAAGAAAUGCUAGAGCUUGGAGUCGCUGUUGGCACCUGUGGCACCCAUAGCAUAAGAGUAAGACCGAGUUUAAUCUUCAAGCCAAAGCACGCAGAGAUUUACUUAGACCGAGCAGAGUUUGCAAUAAACCAGAUCCUGUCUAAAGGAUUUAAGUUAGCUAAAGUUUAG
Blepharisma stoltei is the source of this 2043-nucleotide messenger RNA. The record is from the annotation of a GenBank genome assembly. NCBI's taxonomy places the organism in Eukaryota, Ciliophora, Heterotrichea, Heterotrichida, Blepharismidae.